This is a messenger RNA of Perca fluviatilis (European perch), 1924 nucleotides long. Its product is annotated as E3 ubiquitin-protein ligase UBR2-like. Gene Ontology annotation, biological process: ubiquitin-dependent protein catabolic process via the N-end rule pathway. NCBI's taxonomy places the organism in Eukaryota, Metazoa, Chordata, Actinopteri, Perciformes, Percidae. Gene Ontology annotation, cellular component: cytoplasm; ubiquitin ligase complex. The transcript is spliced from 6 exons. Bases 1 to 909 code for a protein of 302 amino acids. Gene Ontology annotation, molecular function: ubiquitin protein ligase activity. The record is from RefSeq and is a predicted model, not a curated record.
AUGGGCCCGGUGUGGUGCAUCAGGCCCGGUGUGGCGCAUCAGGCCCGGUGUGGCGCAUCAGGCCCGGUGUGGCGCAUCAGGCCCGGUGUGGCGCAUCAGGCCCGGUGUGGCGCAUCAGGCCCGGUGUGGCGCAUCAGGCCCGGUGUGGCGCAUCAGGCCCGGUGUGGCGCAGCAGGCCCGGUGUGGCGCAUCAGGCCCGGUGUGGCGCAUCAGGCCCGGUGUGGCGCAUCAGGCCCGGUGUGGCGCAGCAGGCCCGGUGUGGCGCAGCAGGCCCGGUGUGGUGCAUCAGGCCCGGUGUGGUGCAGCAGGCCCGGUGUGGUGCAGCAGGCCCGCACCCUUGUUAAGCCACUAAUACACAGGUGGUGUGGUCAUCCAGGUGUGCGCCAGACUCUGGGGGGGGGCGGAGUCCCGGUCCAGUUCCCCCGAGAGUCCAACCGGCUGAUAGAGCUGCCGGAAGAUUACAGCGUGCUGAUCAACCAGGCAUCCAGCUUCACGUGUCCCCGGUCGGGUGGAGAUAAGUCCCGGGCCCCCACCCUGUGCCUGGUGUGCGGCUGCAUGCUGUGUUCUCAGAGCUACUGCUGCCAGACGGAGCUGGACGGAGAAGACGUGGGGGCCUGCACCGCACACACCUCCACCUGUGGAGCCGGCCUCGGCCUCUUCCUCAGGGUCAGAGAGAGUCAGGUGUUGUUUGUAGCAGGUAAAACAAAGGGCUGUUUCUAUCCUCCUCCGUACCUCGACGACUAUGGAGAGACAGACCAGGGCCUCAAGCGGGGGAACCCCCUCCACCUGUGUGCCGAGCGCUACAGGAAGAUCCAGCGUCUGUGGCGGCAGCACGGCGUCGCUGAGGUCAUCGGCCACGCUCAGGAGGCCAAUCAGACGCUGGUCGCCAUCGACUGGCAGCACCUGUGAUGCUGGGCCCCGCCCCCACGGCCUCUCGGCCAAUCAGCUUCCUGCGGCCCGACGCUGAGCUCAAACCAGCUUUCAGGGAUUCUUUCAGGACGUUUUGGUUUCUCCACCAAUCACAGAGAGGGACUAACUCUGACUCCGCCCCCUCACACACUCACAGGAAGUUAGAAAGUUUAUUUUAGAUUUGUUUUUUUGUUCAUUAGAUUUGGAACUUUAGUUUGUGACUUAAUUCUAAGAAAGUGUGAAAGUCUUUAACAGUAAACCAAAGUGAAGCCCCGCCCACCUGGCGCCUGCGUUUCAUCAUCUCUGAUCUCUUCGUUAGAAGCUACGGCCGCAAGCUACGCUAAACUACGCUAAAUCUCCCAAAAUCUGAUCUAAUGUAAUAACAUAUGUUUAACACUCAAACCACCAUCUACUCCGUAACCCUAACGAGUGGUUUUGGGGUCUAAGGUUAAAGGUGCCGUAGGUAGGAUUGGGAAGAUCCAGGAUUCAGCCGAAAAAUAUACAUCAACAACUUCUUAGUCCCUCCCCCCUUUCUGCUAAAACCCAAAACAGUCUUCUAAGCCCCUCCCCCCACAAGGGAGAACAGUUAGACACCCCCCUGGCCCUGAUUGGUGCAUCUGAACAGUUAGACAUAAAUAUGACUGAAAGGUAGUUUUAGAAGUCUUACCUACUGCACCUUUAACUGUCGUUGCCGUGGCGAUUUCCCUUCUAGAUUUAAUCGGGGUUUAGUUUCAGAUUGUGUUGCAUGAUGGGAAAUCGUAGCCUUGGACACGUUCAGAUCGCUUCACUGUCUCUGAAAACAAUUCGAAAACACACACUCCGUCUGGUCUCAGCUCACUGUCCGAUUCUGGCUGCGUCUCCACACCAACAGCAGCUGAGGAUCAUGGGUAAUGUAGUAUUCAGAGGCAGAAACAAAGUGUAGCUGAUGAAACCAUUGAGUCACAUUCAGAACUUCAUUCAAAGAAACGCAGCUAGAACCGAAAGUCUUUUAUUGUGAAAUCUGAUUUUUUUUUUU